Messenger RNA from Suillus clintonianus, 1212 nucleotides. RefSeq lists its product as uncharacterized. The record is from RefSeq and is a predicted model, not a curated record. Bases 1 to 1212 code for a protein of 403 amino acids. NCBI's taxonomy places the organism in Eukaryota, Fungi, Basidiomycota, Agaricomycetes, Boletales, Suillaceae. The transcript is spliced from 3 exons.
AUGUCGACAAAAGGCCGCUCCAAAGGCCUCUCCUUGGUAGAUAUACCUUUCGACGUUCGCAUCCUCAUCUAUGAAGCCAUAUUGGCUGACCAUCAGUGUGUGAAACAAAAUCGCCAACCCUCAAAUACCCAUAUCCGUAUCCUUCAUACCUGCAGGCAGAUCUUCUAUGAAGCACGCGUAGUAUUCCAUAAGUAUGUCUCCCUGCGAAACGAUUGGGAGGUGGAUCACUACCUCACUUAUCUGGAUUCCGAGCCACAAGCUGCCGCAAAAGUUCGUUGGGCUGAUAUUGCCAACGAUGGACGUGUCUUGGAGAACACACUUGGCCACGUAUGUAACAUUCUGGCUAGCCCAAUCUCUCGGUUGUAUCUUGUAUUGGCGAAGUUCGUAUCGCUGGAGAAAUUACGAGUCUUCAAUGUUCGUCACUAUCAUCCCCACACAACCUCAAGUAGAUAUCAGUUGAACUUCGAGGGAGCCAUGUUUCCCGGUCCAAAGGGUCACAAGCCACUCUUGCAAGCAUACGAACUUCAUCUAGAUCCAUCCACGAGGGCGAAUCCUUUCCAAACCCUUCCUUCAAAUCACAUCCGUUCUCUGCGGUUAUCAGGAGAUUGUCGUUUCAAGAAAGCUCCUUUUCCUGCGCUGCGCCAUCUCACCAUUCGGGGUGUUACAAGCAAUGCAUUUGAUCAGAUACGCUUCAACACCAGUUUUCCUGACUGUCAACUUGAUUCCUUCAUCCACGCACAAGGUCAUCGACUUGGUUUCGAAAUCAGAAAUGUCCAUCUGGAAUCCCUUCUGGCGGGCCCCGGGUCACGUCUUCGUAAACUUGUCCUAUUGGGCAGCAGCCGGCUAUCAAGUGCAACCAUCGCUUCAUGCCUCCGCAGUUUGCCCACGUUAGAGUACUUUGCUCUCUCACUGGUGACCGUAAACGAGCUGCGUGAAAACUUUAUUCUGGCUCUGGGACCCUCACUCCAAGUGCUCAAGUUGCAAAUAACUCACGCUUGGUAUGCAGUGCCCCUAUUCGAAGAAGAGCGAAUUAUUUGCGACGCGCUAGAGGAGAGAAUUCUGCUUCGGCACUGGCCCCACACAGUGGUGCAUGUCUCAUUUCAUAGUCAGCUGAUGGCCGAGGAUGGCCGACAAGACAGGUGGAAGAACAUCGCCGCUGCGCAGCACUUAUCACUAAAGAUAGGACCCUGGGAAGAUGAGGAGGAAACAUAG